GCUGGGGGCUCUCCUGCGCCCAGCAGCUGCGGGAGCUUUGGAAAUUGCAAGGAGGCUCUCGUAGAGCUUGUGAACCCUCCUCUCCCCGAGCCAGCGCCCCUCCUCUGCAGCGCUGACGGUACAACGAUAUAAUAAUGAUGGGUGGCUGAGGCUCGCAUUUGAACUUGCAGGCGAGCUSCCUUUGCCCACAGCUCGGUCCCGGCUCCGCAGCUCCGGAGUCAGGUGCUCGCCGGCGGGAAGCGAGCGAAGGAGGGGACAAGCCGAGCUCUGGCAGAAGGGGAGCCCCCGGAACCACCGGCUCCUUCCAGCACUAACGAGGGGAUUUUACUCUUUCAUGCGGCCACUGGGAYCUCUGGACUAGCCCAGCCACCACGUUGUGAUUUUUUGCGAUCUCUGCAAUACGCUACCUUUUAAGGUCAAGAUGUGGUUAAGUAUAAAAAGYAUCUUAUGGAUGUACUCUACAUUAGUUAUAACAUAUACACUACCUAAAGUUCAAGCAGAAAAAAAAACCCUGGUCAAGGGAUCUCUCUCUGGAACUUCAGUCCUGCCGUGCUUCUUUUCAACCACACCCACCAUAUCGUCCAGCUACGCCGCCGAGUACCUCCGCAUCAAAUGGUCCAAGGUUGAGCUGGACAAAAGCGGCAAGGACGCCAAGGAAACCACGGUCCUGGUGGCCCAAAAUGGCAACAUCAAAAUUGGUCAAAGCUACAAGGACAGGGUGUCUGUCCCCAGCAAUUCGGAGGAGAGCGGGGACGCCUCGCUGAGCUUCUCCAAGCUGCGGGCCAGCGAUGCUGGGGUCUAUCGCUGCGACGUCAUGUACGGGGUGGAGGACACGCAGGCCAUUGUCUCUCUGGCUGUUGAGGGUGUUGUGUUUCACUACCGCGCCGCCACCAGCAGGUACACCCUGAAUUUCACGCAGGCCCACCAGACCUGCCGGGACAACGGGGCCAUCAUGGCCAGCCCUGAGCAGCUGAAGGCUGCCUAYGAGGAUGGUUUUGAGCAGUGUGAUGCUGGCUGGGUGUCUGACCAAACCGUCAGGUAUCCGAUUAGACACCCGAGAGUUGGCUGCUUUGGGGAUAAAAUGGGAAAAAAAGGGGUCAGGACAUAUGGGCGCCGCUUCCCCAAUGAGACAUACGAUGUUUAUUGCUACGUGGAGCGCAUGGAAGAUGAAGUGGUCCACGUCACAGCCCCUGACAAGUUCACCUUYGAGGAAGCCAGGCAGCUGUGUGAGGACAGAGGAGGCGUCCUGGCCUCCGUGGGGAACCUCUACGUGGCCUGGAGGAACGGCUUYGACCAGUGCGACUACGGMUGGCUGGCGGACGGCAGCGUCCGGUACCCGGCCUCCGUGGCGCGGCCCCAGUGCGGCGGGGGUUUGCUUGGGGUGAGAACCCUGUAUCGCUAUGAGAACCAAACGGGCUUCCCUUACCCCGAUAGCAAGUUUGAUGCCUACUGCUACGAACCUAAAAAAGUCACAACAGAACCUACAACUGUCGAGCCUGUGACAUCCCUGAGGACUGACAGCGUGAAAUUGUCACCUGCUGGAAUUUCUUUCGAACCUCCCCUCUCUGAGACUCCGAUCACUGAAGUGCCUGCCACCCAAACAUUUGCUUUGGAGCAAACAACCUCAGAGAGUGAAGAAGACACAGACAUGACUACUGACGUGGUCGAGGAGAAAAGGGAGAUGGAGGUGCUCAAGGAGAACAUUCAGUUAACCACCCUUCUACCUCAGACUGUCACCGACGGCGAAAUAUUCACUUACGACACGCUGGGCAGGACUGAAUWCGACGUGACAGAGACCACGUCCCCAGCUCUGGAGCUGGAUCACACUUACUCUGAGGCAGAGCUGCCCGAGGAACAAGGUAGGUCUGAAAGCAUUGAGGACGCUUUCUUGACCUCUGUAAUUUUUCAGGAUAGCACAGCUGUAGCUAAGAGCCCCGYUGGUUUUUGGGAAGAUGCUGAAACGGGAGAUGCUGUAAAGCACGAUGCCGAUAAUCAGACUGAGCAAAUAGAAGUGGGCCCUUUGAGGACAGCCACAGAUAGCUUCUUACAGACUYCUCGCAGAGAGGCUGCCAGGACAGGGACUUCAGAGUCACUGACGAGAGGGAUUCUGYCUCACGGUGCCCACCUUGCAAAUGCACCCACAGAAAAAUCCAUGGAGGCCAAAUCUGGCGAGGAGCUGGCCACUGUUGUGAUCCCUAAAGCUCUGCUGAACGCUGGGUCUGACCAUGCUGCAGAGGGGGAGGGCAGUGAGAGCAUGCCUGGUGGAGAUUCUGGAGUGGCUGCUGGUAGUGCCCCAGGAUCUGAAGUGCCUGCWGCAUCAGGGACACUCCUGGACGAGCACGCAGUCACCACUGGACAGUUCCCUGCAGCCARAGAGUCAACGCCGUUUGUUAAAUUUAGCUCUGCGACAGCGUUGGACAGUGAGAGCUCAGCUCAAGGGAGCAGGGAGGAGCUGGGGGAUGUGCAGCCCACCGUGGCAGCUGGAACACCUGUAUCCUUUUUUGUGUCAGCUGUYGAUCAAACAGAAUCCGAGGCUGUCUCAGGAAGCACUGAUUUCCCACCAAUCUUUGGAGAACUCACCACAUCUGUUAUCCCCUGGGCUCAGCAGACGGAAGUGUCAGCUGGUUUAGAGGAGCAGGAGGAAACAAAGGAGCCAGAAAUGAGGMCAGAGGAUGUGAAGGUCCCUCAUUCCACAGCCUUCAUUCCUCCUUGUGUCACAGCAGAAGCUGAGGGUUGUUCUGCAAGGGAGAAGAUCACACAGGCUCCUCCAGGCUCUGGCACGUGGCUGCCAGCAGAUAAAGAGGAGGGUUCUGUGACAGAAGAGUCCUCUCACACUGAAAGGGUGAUUGAGCUUGCUACAGAGGAUGGCUUCUCUGGAAUGGAGCCUACACUAUCUCCAGGGCACACUGCAGAAUCCACAGUGCAGCCAGGAGCUCCAGUUUCAGCAGCUGCAGAUGAGACUGAGACAAGCACAGAGCCAGCAGAGACCACAAAGGGUGAAGAAGUGGCACCAGCUGAUUUUGGUCAGAGUAGAGACACUACAAGUGUCCCCCACACCAGCAGCUCUUGGGAUUUGGGAGUGACCAGAGUAUCCAAAAUACCAGUGGAAGGAAGCAGUGCCACCAUAGGGCCCUUGAGYUCCUCCAGUGUUACUGUAGAGCCGAGCCCAGGGACAAAGGGAACUAUUGUAUUUACAGAUGUAUCACAGCUAGACACUUCAGUGCCACAGAAGGAAUAUUCUGCUUCCCUAGUCCCAGUUACYGUAGACAGUGAGGUCACUAGAGAUGUGCCAAUUACUGAUCAGACUCCUUUUGAUGAUAUCUUUCAUACAGAAGCAACAGAAACAACUGCAAAGCGUAGCGAGGUGUUCCCAGAGGAACUCUCCACACAGGACCAAGCCUGGGGACCAGGAACUGCCACAGAGCCCACGAUUUCUGUGACAUCUGCCCACACACAYGAAGCAGAGAUGUCACCAGCACCUGAAUCACCUCAAACAGCGGUUCAGGAUGAGACAGGCUCRGCUUAUGAUGAGAUGUACCCAACAACAGAGGUAACCGUGCCUGCAGCGGAGUUCACAGACCACGGAGGAGUUCUGGGACACGAGGAAACCAGCACCUGGCUGCACCUCACAGUGACUCCCACAGCUGAAACAGCUCCUGGCCAGGAUGAGGAGGUCACUGAAGUGAUGGCCAURACUGCUGGAACCCAAACAAAGACACAGGAUGUCCCCACCACGGAGGAAGGCGGUGAUGCAGCGAGCUGGGAAUCUGUGCCACCUUCCCAUAGGAUGCCARCAGGACAUUCCACUGUGGAAAGCAUUACUCACCUGACCUUGGSAGCUUCUCCAAGCCAGGCUACGGAAGGUUCAGGAGUAACUUCAGAACCUGAGGAAACAGUGCCAGCCGUGUUUGCAGCUACUGCCACAGAUAAGGCCACGAUUGUCAGCAGCGUCACGCCGUCCAUCGKUGCUGCGGACAAAACUCAGCCCACGUCUGCAUCCAGACCUUUCAGCACUCAGAAAACCCCACACCUCAUCCCUGAUGAAGAAGAGGAGGUAACGAGCCACGACAUCAUCAUCAUUGAUGAAUCUGUCUCUCCCAGCAAGGCCACAGCUGAGGAUGAUCUGCCUGGGAAGGUGCUGGAGCCAGAAAUCGAUACGGAAUAUUUCACGGCAUCAACCGCCACGGCAGUGGCACGACCUACUGCUCCACCCCAAGAGAAGGAGGCCACRGAGGCCUUGCAACCUCAGGAGGUGUCUCCUUCCACUUCACACCCCGAUAAUGACAUAAGAUUGUAUGUUAUUCAAAUCACAGGCAAUGACACAGAUCACCCGGUGAAUGAAUUUUUGGAUCUGUUCAAUCGCCACAUGCUUCCUCAUGCACUAGAUGAAACCCACAUUGACGCAGACUCAGCUCAGACUGAACCCUGUACCUCAGACUCUGUGCAGGAUUCAUCUGAAUAUAUAAUAUUGGAUCCUUUCUUUCCAAACUAUGCAGAGUUUGAAGAAGAGGAAGACUGUGAAAAUACUACUGAUGUUACAACUCCUCCAGCUUUGCAGUUCAUCAAUGGGAAACAACAAGUUACGAGUGCACCUAAGAGCACAAAAGCUGAGGAAGCGCGGAGCGACCAAAUCGAGAGCGUCGCACAUUCCAAAAACGUAACCUUUUCUCAAAUCAAUGAAACAAACACAUUUAUAAUCAGUGAAUCCGAAGCUUCUGGUACUAUGCAACCAAGCAAAGCUGGAGAAGGRAUAGGGGCGUUUGAGGUCACACAACCAACCUCAGGGGCUGCAAUGUUAGAACCUGUCUACAGUGGGGAGUCUGAAGUGGUUACAACAGAUAAAUCAACGGCCACCACUUCUUCACAYGAGCAAAACAGUGGAGAGACCAUGACAUGGCAUGGAACUGAGGAGAGCUCUACUAAAGACAGCAAAAACCUGCUCUUGAUUUCCAGYGAAUCCUCUGGAGAUGGCUCCACCGAAUCUGAUCUGUCCACUUCUGUCUUGGAAGUGGUGACAGGGUCAGGAAAGGAAGAUGAUGAUAAAAAUUCUGAUAUAACAGCUUCUCCUGAUGCAUUUACUGCAGAAAGUUCUGCUGYAACUGCUUCUCUGGAUGCAAUUUUUAUUCCUUCUACAGCCAAUAAAGGUGUAAUUGACCUUAUUGCAGAAGAGGCAACGCCUUCUCCAGGAGACCAUUAUAAAACAACUGUUAAACUUAACGCAAAUUCCCCUGUUGAAAAUACUCUGGAAACAAGUCAUACAACAAAGCCUGAGAUGAGUGCUGCUUCUUUCAUGGAUCUGGAAGGCUCUGGAGAUGUAAAAGAUAGCACCACUGUAACYUCAGCAAUGACAGAGGAAAUAGCGGUAACACAAACUCUUUCAAUGCGAGACAUUUCCUCGGGCUCUGGCACAGCACUGCCRACAGAAUUCUCUGUAACUCAUUCAGGAAUCACCUCUGCUUCGCCCAGAGCUAUAAGUACUCGUUUUUCUGGUUUUGAUCAAAGUCCUGAAGUAAGUGUUGCCACCAGCUCUGUGYCUGAGCUUAUUACGGAACAAGUAUUUGCCAGCUCUCUUGUAACAGAAAAGAGUAUGGAUGAUGAGAAAGAAACCCAGACCACUGUUUAUUCAGGUCACCAAAAUUCAGCUACUGCUGCAGAGGAAAAUUUGGAUUUUACUGAAUUUGGGAGUACUACAGGUGAAGUCAGAACUGUAGGUCAAGAGCUGCUCGGAGAAACAGUACCAGGUACCAUAAGCUCUGAAAUCAACAAGGUCACCACCAUUCCUCUCCUGAGGGAGAAGAAGUUUUUUCUAAUUGAAGGAUCAGCUGAAGAGCCAGCAGACAUAUUUUCAGGGGGUCCCACAAGCACAGGGGUAAGUAUUGGCUCCCCAUUUACUGAUCCAGGUUCAGGAGACGCAGAUUUUAUCCUUGAGUCUGCUACUCUGACUUCAGUUCCAUUAAGGCCUGUCACUGAAACACAGACAGAAAAGAACAAAGGAAACAUUUACAGCACAGAUGAUGCUUCAGCGAAGGAUGCAACAACAGAGUAUGAAAAACAUGCAAGAACAGAUGGAUCUGCAGUGACAGAUUCGAGUACUGGGUCAGAGAGCUUCACAGAGGGGUCAGGAGCAGCGAGUCAGAUGUCCCUGGAUGUGUUUAGUACAAAAAAUCCAAGAGAACAAAACAUGGAAACAGAACCACCCUACACAGCUCCCUCUGACAUAAAAUCUGGUUCUAUAAAAGACAGGACAUCUCACAUUGCGCCAGGAAUUGAAGCUGGAGAUUCAGAAAAUUCAGAAACAGGGGAGGUCACAUCAUCCCCAGGGUCAGUGGUCAGUGACAACCCUCGUGAGGAUGUGGUGACACAUGGUACUGGCACUGUAAAAGCAGCAGCUGAAUCUACAGAAAGCAAAGAUGCAAAAGUUGGUUCUUCAACUGUCUCACUGGGCAAGAUUUUCCUGAUUGAGCAGGGCUCUGGAGACGAAUUCAAAGAUGACAGCAGCACYACAAAACUUAUGUCCAAUGGACCUACGGAAGAAAUGUUUGAAGGUCAUUUCUCAGGAGAGCCUGACCUGUCCACUGGAUCAUUURCAAAAACAGCAGCUGCCCCUACUGGGAAACCAGAAACAUGGGAGAAGGAUGACAGACAAUUUGUCAGCACAGCACCUCCAGAUCCUGCUGUCACUGCAGACCAUGAUGAGCUGGUCACCAGUUCUGAACACGAGGUCACCUCCAUGGGAACUGCAGGGGACAUGAGAACGGAYGAGAAAACGAUUGAUGAGCUGUCAGUGAGAGCUUUUUCUACAAAGAUCCCUUUGAUGGAGGAGAUACAUUCUGGGGAUGAGAGGCCAAGCGAAAUUUCACCAAAAGCUACGGAGUUUUCCAAAGAAACAACAACAGACCCAUUCUUUAAAAGUACACAGACUAGCCAUGAGCAUCUGGGGUUUUUAAAUGUUCCGACUCUCAGUYCAUAUUCGGAAGAAAAGGAGUUAGAAACUGAACCUGCUCAAAAAAYACUUUUGCCUUUUAAUGAUGACAGAGUAACUGAGCCUGUAACGGUGGAAAGGAAAUAUGUGAGCUCUCCAGUCACAGUUGUAGAGCAAGAGGAGGAGCUGGUGCAAAACAUUUUCCCUACGAAAGAUAUUCCCAGAACAUUCCUGACACCUAAGGGUGAAAAGCUGUCAAGUAACGAGCUCAUUGGUGAUCAGCUGUUUUCAGGACAGGGCUCAGGAGAUGACCUUGCUGUUCUUCCUUCUGUGGUGCCAUUUAUCGUCAAGGAAAUCAAGAGCACCUUGAGUCCUCAGACUUCUCACCCUGCAAAUCUGGGACCUGAGCUUUCCRCUGACAAGGCACACGAAUUUGAAAGAGGGAGCACUCCAGCAAGUGCUGAAUUUAGUGAAGRAGUCACAAGUGCUGUAGCUGAGCUGCUGCCAGAAACUGGAGGCCAGUUCCCCACCUCCACRUUCCCCAGUCCCCCAGCUUUAGUUGAAGACAGCUCCAAGAGCUUCAUCUCCAAAGAAGUUGAAGAGACAACACUUUAUUUUGUUGCGAAUGAAGAACCUCAGGAGAAGGAAACUGACUAUUGGAGAAGGGAAAAUGAAACAGAUAAGACAACACCUGCUUCUAAAGGUAUUUCCCAAGAGGAAAAUUCACGUUUUCUGACUGAAGGUGGCACAACUCCUGUGUCUGUUAUACCGAGUGGAACUCCCAGUCCUGAAACAGAGGAACCUCUUGUAACAUCAACAGCAAAAACGCCAGGCAGAGCAUUACCUGAGAGCUCUGGGGAAGGAUCUGGCUGGCUUGGUGUUUCAGAUUCAUCUUCUCCUGAUGUGUUUACUCAUUUCUCAAUACCCACUGUAUCCAAAGURGAACUAAAUGCUUCAUCCAGUGUUCCUGGGCGUGUUUAUUCCAAAGUUGUGACCACAGAGGCACCGAGGGAUGGGUCASAGACUCUGAUCACAGGACUAGCAUCCCUUUUCACAGAAGAAACAGAGGCUGUGGCAAAUCCAUCUUCUGUUUACCCAAAGGCAGUUUCAUCAGAAGAACUAACAAGUGACACUGGGAUAUAUGAAAAAAUUAUUCCCAUGAUCGAUGACAGAAGAAGCGUUAUAUUGAACAUUUCUGUUUACGGUGACAUUACCCUGAUUGAAGAACGGCUGCAGACCCCACCAGAGGAAACCACAAUUAUAGACAUGGAUCACUCCAAAUCGAUGCCUGAGGAUAUCAUAAGUGUGCAGACCGUGCCAAAUCCCGUUGCACACUCUACAUUUGGCUAUGAUGACAGCACGACAGCUGAAGGGGAAAAAUACCAUUCCACUCCUGAGUUUUCCACAGCCAAAGAAAACACGCUUGGAUCUGGUGACAACCUUCCUCUGACUACUUCUAGCCCACCAAGCAGAGAGUCAGCGACUUCUGGGCACACACCAGCCUCAGAUGAYGUGGAUUCAGGUUCAGGGAAUGACAUGAACUUCGCCGCAGAAACUGUCACCACCAUGGAUAUCUCUGAGCAGGGCGUUUUCCUCCCUACAGUGCCAUCUCUGGCAAGCCCUGGGGUGCCUCAGUCASAGCCUGUUGUAACCAGCACUGCAGACAGCACCUAUGAGCCAAGCACUUCAGCAAACAACGGGGUAAUUGCAGAUCAAAGUGGCUUUUCUGGAAUGGGCCAGGAAGAGCUGGCUGAUAAUCAGCCCGUGGUUCCUUCUCUUGCACCCACCGUGGCUGCUGAGCCAGAAAAGGCUUUGACAACUGGAAAGCUUGAGCUGAGCGUUGCCACCACCCAGCCUGCAUCCCAGCUGGUGACUGUGUCACCCACCAGGAGCGCGGGGAAUCGUCCCGUGGUGUACACAAACACAAAAUCAGCGUCAGCAGAGUACGAGGAGACAGAUGCAGAGAGCUUUUAUUCUGUUUCGCAAACUCCUAAAUCCUCAGUAACUGUUCAUUUAGUAAACGGAGUAUCUGAGUACCCUGAGGUCAUCAUUACGAGCACAUCAUCAUCAUCAUCAUCAUCAUCAUCUUCAAGGGAUUCACAUCAGUCCAACCACUCAGCAGGAGGGAUCUUCAAAGAGGUUAGUUCUGAUGUUACAGCAACAUAUAAACCGCCCACUGCUGAACUUCUUGACACAAAAGAGCCUUCUCUGCUGGAGCCUUCUCCUGAGCCUGUUUCAGAGAGCACAGCCUCAGAAAAUACUCCUCACUUUGGUAGUCUGGUGACAGUGGAGCCAGAGGAGACUGAAACCCCUGGAAGUGAUUUGGCUGGGGAGGAAGAAGCUGCUGUUUCUGGAGAUUCUCCAUCGACACAUGUCUUGCCCACUGCUUUUCUCAAUUUCGGAGAAAGAGCGAGCACAGAUGUUCCAAAAAUCAGCACAACAAAAGCUGAAGUUUCCUCGGGGGGGAGAGUGAACAAUCCCCACCAAGAGGAAGACAGGAGCACUGAGAACCAGAACCCCUGGUUCUUCUCCACCACCGUUUCAGACUCACCCAACAGCAUCGAAAGCGCAGGAUUUAACCCUGCCCAGGAAGCAGUCACGAUGCUCACCUCACCUUCCCAACUUUUGGAUGGAGGCACCGAGACACAGCCAGCUCUGUACGGUCAGGGGGAGAUCACAACCAUUUCUUCUAACAUUGCAGCAAACAGCCUUGCCCCUGGGAACAGCCCCUACCAAAACGAGCAGUGGACACUGAGCUCUGAGGAGCCAGGCACUGCCGAAGCCGUGACCUCGUCCUUGUCCCUUCCCGAAGUCACCAACGGAUCAGAUUUCGUGAUUGGCACCAGUGUGGGUUCAGUUGAAGGCACAGCAGUGCAGAUUCCAGGCCAAGAUCCGUGCAAAAGCAACCCCUGCCUCAAUGGUGGGACCUGCUACCCACGUGGUUCCUUCUACAUCUGCACCUGCCUGCCAGGUUUCAGCGGGGAGCAGUGUGAAUUAGACAUCGACGAGUGCCAGUCCAACCCGUGCCGSAACGGAGCCACGUGCAUCGAUGGCCUCAACACCUUCAGCUGCCUGUGCCUGCCCAGCUACAUUGGAGCCCUCUGUGAGCAAGACACAGAGACCUGUGACUACGGCUGGCACAAGUUCCAGGGGCAGUGCUACAAGUACUUYGCUCACCGGCGCACGUGGGACACGGCGGAGCGCGAGUGCCGGCUGCAGGGAGCGCACCUGACCAGCAUCCUAUCCCACGAGGAGCAGAUCUUCGUCAACCGUAUUGGCCAUGACUACCAGUGGAUUGGCCUCAAUGACAAGAUGUUUGAGCGUGAUUUCCGCUGGACUGAUGGCAGCCCUCUGCAAUAUGAAAACUGGAGACCAAACCAGCCAGACAGCUUCUUUUCUGCUGGAGAGGACUGUGUUGUUAUAAUCUGGCACGAGAAYGGGCAGUGGAACGACGUCCCGUGCAAUUACCACCUCACCUACACCUGCAAGAAAGGAACAGUGGCUUGUGGUCAACCUCCCGUGGUGGAGAACGCCAAGACCUUCGGGAAGAUGAAGCCUCGCUACGAGAUCAACUCCCUCAUCAGAUACCACUGCAAGGACGGCUUCAUCCAGCGCCACAUCCCCACCAUCCGCUGCCAGGGCAACGGGAGAUGGGACAUGCCCAAAAUCACCUGCAUGAACCCCUCCACAUACCAAAGGACUUACUCUAAGAAAUACUACUACAAACACUCCUCGUCGGGCAAGGGGACGUCGUUAAACUCAUCCAAGCACUACCACCGCUGGAUCAGGACGUGGCAGGACUCGAGGCGCUGAGAGCUAAAUGGUGAACGGGGAUUUCCACCAUUUCAGCCAAAGUCGUAAACUUUCUGUGCCUUUUUCUAUCACUUAUAGGAGCAUUAUCGAAUCGUUUUUGAAACUACGGACUGCAGUAUUCACGAUGCGUUUUGCAAAAAAAAAAAAAAAAGGAAU
This is a messenger RNA of Malurus melanocephalus (red-backed fairy wren), 10891 nucleotides long. RefSeq names its product versican core protein-like. Lineage: Eukaryota; Metazoa; Chordata; Aves; Passeriformes; Maluridae. Gene Ontology annotation, biological process: cell adhesion. The coding region runs from base 422 to 10735 and encodes 3437 amino acids. The record is from RefSeq and is a predicted model, not a curated record. Gene Ontology annotation, molecular function: hyaluronic acid binding; calcium ion binding. The transcript has 15 exons.